AUGGAAGGACAAAACGAAGAUGUGAGGUUGGGUGCAAAUAAGUACAGGGAGAGGCAGCCUAUAGGAACAGCUGCUCAAAGCCAAGAUGUCAAGGACUACAAUGAUCCACCUUCAGCACCGAUUUUUGAGCCUGGCGAGUUAUCCUCAUGGUCCUUUUACAGGGCUGGCAUAGCAGAAUUCGUGGCCACUUUCUUGUUUCUUUACAUCACAGUUUUAACUGUGAUGGGAGUUGUCAAAUCUUCAAGCAAGUGUUCAACUGUAGGUAUUCAGGGCAUUGCUUGGGCUUUUGGUGGCAUGAUCUUUGCUCUUGUCUACUGCACUGCUGGCAUUUCAGGGGGUCACAUUAACCCAGCAGUGACUUUCGGGCUGUUUUUAGCCAGGAAGUUGUCGCUGACCAGGGCGGUGUUUUACAUGAUAAUGCAAUGUCUUGGGGCGAUAUGUGGCGCUGCUGUUGUAAAAAGCUUCCAAAAGACCCCGUACGAAAGGCUAGGCGGUGGUGCAAACACGGUUAGCUCAGGAUAUAGCAAGACUAGUGGCCUUGGAGCUGAGAUUGUUGGUACGUUUGUUCUUGUCUAUACUGUCUUCUCUGCCACCGAUGCAAAGCGCAAUGCCCGAGACUCCCAUGUUCCUAUCUUGGCACCGCUGCCUAUUGGGUUCGCAGUGUUCCUGGUACACUUGGCAACAAUUCCCAUUACAGGAACAGGCAUUAAUCCAGCUAGGAGCCUUGGCGCAGCUCUUAUUUACAACAAGGAACAAGCAUGGGCCGACCAUUGGAUAUUCUGGGUAGGACCUUUCAUUGGAGCAGCCUUGGCAGCUUUGUACCACCAAAUAGUGAUCAGGGCCGUCCUCUUCAAGUCCAAAUAAGCGAUUGAUCAUGAAAAACAGUGCUUGAUAAAGUGAACUAUUCAGUCUUAUGAUGAUGUGUUCCUCUCCAUUUUCCUUUUCUCCUCCUCUGAUCUUUCUGAUCUUUCCCUGGAUGUAUAUGGUCAAUUAAGGGUCAAGGCUGGCGCCUAUCAGUAGUGAUAAUUCCAUGCCAGUGAACUUUAUCUAUCACUGGUUUUCUCUUUCUGAAUGUAUUGAUCGGUGUCUUUCACCCACUAAAACGUUAUUUUAAGUAUGGAAAAUUUACCACUUUCUAUUCUAAAUAAAUUUUUGUUUGGAACAA
Molecule: messenger RNA, 1165 nt
Organism: Theobroma cacao (cacao)
Lineage: Eukaryota; Viridiplantae; Streptophyta; Magnoliopsida; Malvales; Malvaceae
Product: aquaporin PIP1-2-like
Biological process (GO): transmembrane transport
Cellular component (GO): membrane
Molecular function (GO): channel activity
Source: RefSeq, a predicted model, not a curated record